UGGAAAUAAUAACUUGGGUCUGUGUGCUUUGGCGCCCUCUAGCGGUCAGUGGCUCGGUUGGUAGUUUCUGUAAAGUCACGUGGUUUCGGGGAAAAGGCUGUGUCCGGGGGCGGGAGCGGGACUCCCGGACUCGAACUUGAGAUUAACAGAAAGCAAAAGCUUCGCAGAGGAAACACCGCUGAGGUUUACUUCCGCCGGUUCGGUCAAACCCGGUUUAUCAGGUCAUGGUCGCGGUGAGGAUGCGCUCCACGCGCAGACUGCGCUCGUGGAUCAUCGAGCAGGUCAGCAGCGGGAAGUACCCCGGCGUGAUGUGGGACGACGACGCCAAAACCAUGUUCCGCAUCCCCUGGAAACACGCAGGGAAGCAGGACUUCCGCAAAGAUGAAGACGCCGCCAUCUUUAAGGCGUGGGCGCAGUUCAAGGGAAAGCUGACGGACGGGGGUCAGGAUAACCCGGCGGGCUGGAAGACCCGCCUUCGCUGCGCUCUCAACAAGAGUCCCGAGUUUAAGGAGGUUCCGGAGCGAGCCCAGCUGGACAUCUCUGAACCCUACAAGGUCUACCGGCUCGUCCCCAUCAGCGAGCAGGGUUUGGUGAUUCCCGAGAAGACAAGCAAGGAAAAGGGCGGCAGGAAGCUGAAGAGGCGUGGCAGCGAGUCCCAGAGCGACUGCAGUCGGGUCAAACAGAUAAAAAUCGAAGAGGCUCCGCCCCCGCCGGUGGAGGCGGAGCCUCUGCUGCAGAGCGCCGUCCCAUCUCAGACGGAGGAGUUCCUGCAGAGCAGCACCGUCCUGCAACCCGACGCUCUGGGCGAGAUCCAGCUGGACGUUCGCAUCGAGGAGAGCGUCUCCGCCCCCGCAGAAGGUCAGGACUCCCUGGUGGUGGCGGUUCAGUUUUUGGGUCAGGAGGUGGUAAGGCGACAGAUCUUUGGCUCCGACGUCCGGAUCCUGUACCAGCCUUCGUCCGCCCUGCCCCCGACGCCGGCUGUCCUGAGCAGCAACUUCCCGCGCAUCCUUCUGCCGGAGCCGCCCGCCACGCUGCCCGCCGGCCAGCAGCGCCAGGCCCUCUUCACCCUGCUGCCCUUCAUGGAGAAGGGGGUGGUGCUGACGUCCUCGCCGCAGGGUGUUUACGGGAUGAGGUUCUGCCAGGGGCGGGUCUUCUGGAUUGGACCGCACGGCUGUGAGGCGGGCCUGCGGCGCAUGGAGCGGAACACGGAGCCGGUGCUGCUGUUCAACAAAGAGGCCUUCAGGCAGGAACUGGACCAUUUCCGGACGAAUGGCGGCGACCCCCCCCAGUGCAGCUUCACUCUGUGCUUCGGGGAGGAGCUGACCCCCAGCGAGGACCCCAGCACCAAACUGAUCACCGCCAAGGUCUCUCUUCCCUGGGCGGAGGAGCAGGUCCGGAACGCUGACUCCAUCUUCCAGUCCAUCUCGGUGCUCCAGACUCUGGCCAGCCAGUCUCCGCUGGGGGAGAUCACCCUGAACCUGGUGUCGGUGCUGCCGUCGGCUAACCAGGAACUCUCAGCACUUCCUCCCGUCUGACUGAGGAACCGGGAGGAGUACCGCCGGCUGGUCUGUCCCCCCUCCCACAACGAGGACGCUUGAACCUGAAGGUUUUGCUCCUAAAGCUUUUGCACAAAGAUCUACUGCACUUCUCUGUCACCUUUAGACCAAGUCUGAACAUUCCAGCCCUGAAAUCCAGUCAACCUCAAGGUGUGAAGGAUCAGGAAACACUAAAACUGAAGGAACUUUUGGACGUUUGAACAUUCCUCAGAAGAUGGAGGAAAAACACACUUAGAGCUUAGAGCUUCAGAUUCCUGAUGAUCUGAUCCGUCAUUCUGUCCAAUCGUCUUUCUUCCAAUGUUUGGAAAAACCCGGAUUGAAGCUUCAUCGGAUCGUCUUUGACGUCUGCCUGCAGAACCUCGUGUGUGCAUGUGUGUGUGCACGUGAAAAACCACAAGACAAGAGCUGCAGGUUAAAAGGGGUUUAAGUUAGUAGGUCGGGUUGUACCACAACUCAGGAGGGGGUGGAAGACUGGGAUGUACCAACAGGUCAGUCUGUUGUCGUCCCCUCGCUUUUUAAAUAAAGAUGUCUCUGUGGGUUCUUGGGAGGGGGUGAACACAGAAAUAAUGGGGGCUAAAUGCUCCCGUUGGGGGGCGAGGACAGCUCUGCUAUCUUAGCGUUCAGCCUCUGAUUGGUCCAGUCCUUCGUGAUGUCGUCCAAGUGGCUGUCAAAGUCCACCAGUAGAGCGUGAUCGCCCGCCUCCAGCAUCUGGGCGGCGAUGGCCCGAGUCUCCUCCCACUGUCUGAGCAUGAUCCUGGGGGGGCAGAGAGUCAGGGGUGAAUACAGAGGUCAUGUGGUGCAGCGGCCAACACCACAACCAAACUGGCUGCAGAUAUUGAUCUGAUCAGGAUCUCUAAAUCAGAGAUUUCCUCCAGAACUUUCCUUAAGAAGCUGAAAAUACUAUCAUUCUGGAGCGGCGUGGGAUUCAGUGUCUUAUUCAAGAACACUCACAUAUGGGUGUUCAGGGCGGGAAUCGAACCUCUUCCAAGUAAAAACCUCUGACCCACAGCCACUUUUUGUACAAUCAUUCCAUCCAGAUUACACAUUUGUUCAACAGCAGGAAAGUUGUCGUUCUAUUUCUUCAUUAGUAAAAGUUACUUUGAAUGAAUCUUAAACUCCAGACUUUAGAAGAUGUCCUUGAAUGCAGCACAAUGACUCAGUCAUGAAGGGAAAGGACUACAGUUGGACCCUGAAUGCACCAUGAGGUGCUUCCUCAGAGUAAAACUCUACUGGAAAAACAUUUCAGAAUAAAAGCCUCUGUUUUCCAUCUCAA
This is a messenger RNA of Oryzias melastigma (Indian medaka), 2829 nucleotides long. It is a transcript of the gene irf9, whose product is annotated as interferon regulatory factor 9. Gene Ontology annotation, biological process: immune system process; regulation of transcription by RNA polymerase II. The record is from RefSeq and is a predicted model, not a curated record. Gene Ontology annotation, cellular component: nucleus. The coding region runs from base 225 to 1535 and encodes 436 amino acids. Gene Ontology annotation, molecular function: RNA polymerase II cis-regulatory region sequence-specific DNA binding; protein binding; DNA-binding transcription factor activity, RNA polymerase II-specific. The transcript has 10 exons. NCBI's taxonomy places the organism in Eukaryota, Metazoa, Chordata, Actinopteri, Beloniformes, Adrianichthyidae.